AUGAAUCCGAUCACCAACAUCAAGAAUCAGAACAAACUCAACGAAAGAGAACUCGCACUCGGAAUUGCCGGAGAUCUCUCAAAAUCGUGGCACAAAACGUACAAAAAUUCAGCGUGGGUCUACGUUGGAGGACUCCCUUAUGAGCUAUCAGAAGGCGAUCUCAUCACGGUAUUUUCACAAUGGGGAGAAGUGAUCAACAUCAACAUGGUUCGUGAUCGUAAGACGGGAAAAUCAAAAGGCUUUUGUUUUUUGUGCUACCAGGAUCAACGAAGUACUGUACUUGCCGUGGACAAUAUGAAUGGAAUCACUUUAUUGAAGAGAAUCCUCCGAGUCGAUCACGUUGACGAGUACAAAGUUCCCAAAUAUCGAGAAGACGCCGAUGAAGAAACAAAAAGAUUAUGGGAAGAAGGAUGCGCGCCAAAACCCAUCUACAUUCCACCGCCAGAUGAGGAGGCGCUGAAACGAAAAGAGGAGGAAAAGAAAAAAUAUUUCGAAAAGGUGGCACCCCUUGGAAAACUGGAUGACGAAAUGAAAAAAGCGAGGAAGGAUUUGAAAAAAAAGAAGAGGAAGGAAAAGAAAGAGAAGCGACGAUCAAAGAGGCGAAUGAAGAAAGAAAAGAAAUUGGCCGCAUUGGAUCCAGAAGGUGAUUGGAAGUCGAAGCAGAAAUUGAUGGAUAAACUUGUUGACGACAAGGAUCUUUAUGGAGUCAAUGAGCAUUUCAACUUUGGAAAGAAAAUCGAGGAAAAAGACGAGAAAGUCUUCAAUGCACGACCCGAUUUCGAGAAGGCUGAUUAUCGAACGAUUGAAAUUUGGAAGAUCAUCAGAGAACAAGAGAAAGCUGAAAAGAUUAAACGAGGAGAGUCGAUUCUUCCAUUCGAAGAGGGUGCCGCCUAUUUACCGUCUCGUUUCAAAAGGGAUGGU
Mesorhabditis belari is the source of this 921-nucleotide messenger RNA. The record is from the annotation of a GenBank genome assembly. Lineage: Eukaryota; Metazoa; Nematoda; Chromadorea; Rhabditida; Rhabditidae.